UUAAAAAUGCCGGCCGCUUUCAUGUUAAGUAUAAUAGCUUUGAAAAAACUCCAAGCUAAAAAAGAACGCAUUAAGAAACGCGUACUUAGAGAUUCAUCCAAUCCAAUGGAUAUUCCUGAAAAAGCUUUCAUAGCACAUUAUCGCCUUAAUAAGGCUGCAUUUACCAUGAUUUUGGAUGAAAUUGGAGGAUAUAUGAACCAAAGUUCAAUUCCAAAAAUAGUUCGCUUGGCCGGAGCAUUAAGAUUUUUAGCAGUCGGUUCUUUUCAAGGUGUGAUCGCCAAUGACAUAAAUAUAAGUAUGGAUCGUACAACCUUUUGUAAAGUAAUGUGGGAUGUACUCAAUAUUAUUGAGGAUAGACUCUGUCCACUUUGGAUUCAAUUGGAUAUGAAUGAAUCUGAAUCAAAUGCAUCGAAAUUGCAUUUCUAUGAAAAAUAUAAAAUUCCUGGUGUUAUAGGUUCAGUUGAUGGAACCCAUGUAAGGCUGGUAAAACCUCCGACCGAUCCCGAAGUUUAUUAUUGUAGAAAAGGUUACUAUAGCCUGAAUGUAAUGGUGAUUUGCGACAACCAAAUGAAAGUACGUGCAGUCGACGCAUCUAGGCCUGGUUCUUGUCACGAUGCUUUUGUAUGGAAUUUAAGCGAUGCUAAUAAAUAUUUUGCUGAAAUGUACUUAAAUGGUAUUCGAAAUUCUUGGUUGUUAGCAGAUUCCGCAUAUGCCUUAGAGCCGUAUGUUUUAGUGCCAUACAAAGCUCCAUCAUGUGGGUCAAUGCAACACAAAUUUAAUUUACUACAUUCAUCAGCUCGAAAUAUAGUGGAAAGGACUAUAGGCAAUUUGAAAAGUCGUUUCAGAUGUCUUCAAAUGUGCUUACCCUACACUCCGUUGAAAGUUGUAAAAUUACAAAUAUUUGUUGUGCACUCCACAAUAUUUGUAAACACUUCAACGUACCUAUAGAAGAUGAAAAUAUGAUAGCCUCUAUACCAAAUGAUGAAAUUGAUGAAAACUCUGGUGAAAUUCAAGAUAAUAUUAAUGGAGUAGAAAUUAGGGACAACAUAGCAA
This is a messenger RNA of Lucilia cuprina (Australian sheep blowfly), 1053 nucleotides long. Its product is annotated as putative nuclease HARBI1. The coding region runs from base 7 to 948 and encodes 313 amino acids. The transcript is spliced from 3 exons. Lineage: Eukaryota; Metazoa; Arthropoda; Insecta; Diptera; Calliphoridae. The record is from RefSeq and is a predicted model, not a curated record.